AUGUUUUGGAACGCGAUCCAAUGUUUAUGACGGUUUCAUACGCAAACAAUUGCUCGUCUGAGAAGAAGAGUUGACAAUUUCACGUGUGUUUUACACUGAAAAGUUAUGUUUAGUGUUUGUAUGAAAUAUGUAACGCGUUAUUUAAAUAUGCAUAUGAUAUAGAUAGUUGUCUCAGCAAGGCAGAGUUUGAAAGCUAACAACGAAUUCGAGUCUUCAUAGAGUCAGAAAACCAUCUGUGUGCUGUCUGAGCUGGGAUGAGUGAGGAGGGUCUGGAGGUGAGUGAGGAGGCUCUGGAGGUGAGUGAGGAGGCUCUGGAGGUGAGUGAGAGGAUGGAGUACCGCUACCUGGUGCAGGAGGAGGAGGAGGAGGUGCAGUAUGUCCGUCACAGACGCUACGUGGGCCCCGCCCUGGUCCUGUCCAGGCGCUGCUCGCUCCUCCUCUGUGUGGGAGUAACCGCCCUGCUCUUCCUCGCCGGCUACCUGGCCUACCUGGCCCAGACCCCGCGGCCUGGACACCUGGAGGUCACCACGGACUGCGGACGCUUCAGAGGAAUGCAGAAAGACGGCGCCUACUCCUUCAAAGGCAUUCCCUAUGCCGCUCCCCCCACGGGCCAUCGGCGCUGGGCCCCCCCGGAGCCCCCAGCGUGCGGCGGGGGGGUUAGGGAUGCCACAGGUGUGCGCAGCAUGUGCCCCCAGGUGCGCCCUCUGUCCUCCGCAGGGACGGUGAUGGGAAACGAGGACUGCCUGUUCCUCAACGUGUGGACCCCCGGCAUGGCGCCCGCCACGCCCCUGCCCGUCAUAGUGUGGCUGCAUGGGGGUUUCCUGCACAUGCUCAGUGGGGCCGAAGAGGGCUACGCUCCCUCGGAGACGCUGGAGGCACAGACAGGCAUCGUUUACGUCAGCUUCAACUACCGGCUUAACGCCCUCGGGUUCCUGGCCCUGGAGGUGCUGAGAGAGGGCUCUCCCACCAACACUUCAGGAAACUACGGCUUCAUGGACCAGAUCGCAGCCCUGCAGUGGGUCCAGAGGAACAUCCAUGCUUUCGGAGGAGAUCCUCACAAGGUCACCAUCCUGGGGCAGAGCUCAGGUGGGACCUCUGUAUGGGUGCUGAUGAUGUCACCUCUAGCGAGGGGGCUGUUCCGGGCGGCGGUGGACCAGAGUGGUUCGGCUCUGCUAAACGCCUCGCUGGAGAGGGCGGAGAGAGAUAACCUGGUGUUCCUGAACCACACUGGCUGCUCUCACCUGGCCUGUCUCAGACAGCUGACCACCACUCAGAUACUGGAGGCCAUCCCCUGGAGCCAGUACCCAUCAUGGGGGGCAGACGCCCUGCUGGACCUGCCCACCCGGGGGGAGAUGCUGGGGGCAGUGGCAGUGGUGGACGGGCACCUUCUCCCGGCCCCCCCCCUGCAGAUGUGGGAGGAGGGGGGCCACUUCAGCGACGUGCCCUUCCUCAUAGGAACCACAGAGCAAGAGACAGACUUCCUCCCGCCCUAUGACAACAUCUCCAUGUGGACGUGGGGGGACUAUGAUUGGUUCGUGAGGGAGAAACUCGACUCGUUUGGAGGGAAUGUUUCUGAGGAUGCGCUGUCUCUGUACCCCAGCUCAGCGCCUUGCCCCACCCCUGUCCGCUGCCCAGAGAGAGCCUUCACCACCAUGGUGUCUGACCUGAGGGCCACCUGCCCUAACAACCAGCUGGCCAGGAGGGCAGCAGUGGCUCUGAGCAGUCCUGUGUACCGCUACCUGGUCACACACACCCCGUCUCGGCCGGUGGCGGUCCAGGGGGGCCCCGGGGCCCCCGGGGGGGGGCUGUGGUCUUUCCCUGGCCGGUUCUCCUUCCACGGCCUGGACACCAUGGCCUUCUUCCUGGGACUGGAGGGGCUGCUGGGGGGGCUGUCGUCCCAGGACGCAGCUUUCCAGGAGCUCAUCAUCCACAGCCUCGUCCACCUGGCCAGAGAGGGUAAGAUGCCUGAAGGGUGGCCAGAGUACCCAGAAGGCACAGCGGUGUUGUCGGCCGGUCUGAAGGUGGUGAGCUCCUACUCUGCUGACCGCUGCAGACUGUGGGAGGAGAACGGCUUCUACAGCUACGCCUGGAUCAACUGACCCCUGACCCUCUUUACCCCUGACCCCCUCACCCCCUGACCCUCUCUACCCCUGACCCUCUCUACCCCUGACCCCCUCACCCCCUGACCCCCCUCACCGCUGACCCCCUCACCCAGGAGGAACAUAGGAGCAACUAAAGGGAAGACGUGGAGAGACAGAAUAAAUACCUUCAUAAUCGGCAGUUGGAUGUUGCAUCCAAGGUCAUGUUGCAUCCUCUGGAUCCAAGGUCUUUUGGAGUUCUUUUUGACUGAUGUGAUUGGAGAAAGUUUAAAGAAGGGAUGCAUGUUACUGGUUUAUUUCCACUUGAAAUGAUGAAUGAUGAAACGUAAAAUCCACUGUGCUGUUGUAUACAAUGAUGAUGUCACUUCCUGUAUGUUUUGCAUAGUUCAUUGAGAUACAGCCACUAGAAUGACAGGAAUAUAAUAUAUUAUAUUAAUAUAAUAUGAUACACAAAGAAAAAUAUGGUUUAUUAUUUAUAUCCCCUCUAAUGGACAUUGAUUUGGGGUUAAUAACUUUGCAACCAAAUUGCCCUUCAGUAAUGAUUUAGUCCAAUUUAGAGGACAUUUAGGAUUUCCUAAUGAGGUGACAAACGUGAAUGUAAUUCUAGUUGGUUAAGUAGUAUAAUAGUUAAAUCUUUUUAUUGUUAUAGUCAUGUAUUUGGCUUGCUAUGUUGUAAAAAAUGUUUUCCUUAAAA
Messenger RNA from Hypomesus transpacificus, 2793 nucleotides. Its product is annotated as para-nitrobenzyl esterase. NCBI's taxonomy places the organism in Eukaryota, Metazoa, Chordata, Actinopteri, Osmeriformes, Osmeridae. The transcript has 11 exons. The record is from RefSeq and is a predicted model, not a curated record. Bases 255 to 2099 code for a protein of 614 amino acids.